AUGGCCGGUAAGAAGAAAACGAAAAAGCCCGCAGCAAACCCAGCGCGCGGGUUUGCUACCACAUCAGUCGCUUCCAAGGCUCGAGUCGACCCCGCUGAAGCUACAGCUGAGGCUGUCCCGGCCGGCAAGGUAAAUACUGAUGCUACCGCUGCGACCCCCCUGACCAACGGCGCAACCCAAACGGCCGCCACCGACAACACCAAAACAGAGGAGAAAGCGCCAUCGCAGUCGCUAAGCCCCGAAGAGUUUGAGCGGCAGCUGGAUGAGUCGCAAUUGCAGCUCCUGGUCGAAAAGUACGCGCAAAAAGUCAGAAGAGAUGCUCAGAGACAAAAGACACGCCUCGAGACGGAUCGCCGACUGCUCCGGACCGCUGCCGAGAGCAUCAACACAAGGAAAUGGCUGCCGCAGGAGCUGAUGGACCAUAUCCUGGGUCUCAUUCAGGCAGAAGGCCGAUUUGCAGCCUCCAGUGUCUCUUCUGAGGGCGCAACUAGUAGGCUGCCCUCGGAGGAAGACCUCAUCAUCAGGCUGUGGACCUUGCAAGAGACGUUGGAGGGUUCUGGGUUUCCCGAGGACAGGAUACAGCCCGCAUUGCAGUUUGUUUUGGAUAUUGCGCCCAACAUCCCAUACAACUCGAGGAGCGACUUCAUUUGGGGUUUCGAGGAGGUCUUGGACUGGUUUGCGAGGGAGUGCGCUAGGGAAGAACUGCCAGACUACGCGGGGCGUAAGUCGGGUUCGAAGUCGCAGACAGCUUUAGACACUCCUGCAGACUCGCCAUCCAGACCAGGAACACCUCUCGAACUUGAGCCCCGAACCAAGAGGAAAGGCGGCGCAGCGAACCUGUCACACGCAGCCUCGCCAAAGCGGCCGACUGUCACAUACGACGAGGACAUUGAACCCGACCAGCUGCUUCCAUUCUACCUCGAGGCAAAGACGAAACUGUUUGCGAUCCAGUAUCCGCGACAGGACACGGCCAAGCGGAAGGGUACACAGGAUAAAUCCCAAAACUCGGAUGACCCGGAAGAAGCGUUGCUGCUUGCAAAGAUAGAUCGUGUCGAAAAGGACGUUUUGUUUGACAAGUACGUGGCCGAGCAACAGUGGAGAGAGAAACGGAUUGUUCUGGAGAAGGAAUAUGCUGCCGCGAAGGCGGAGGAGAAGAAAAGGGCAGCCGCAAAGACGCCACCAGCGCCAACCGACUUCGAUGACAUCAAUGCAGAAGCUGAGCGGAUUGCGGCCGAAAUUAUCGAAGAAGAGGACGAUGACCAGGCAUUGGCCGACCUGUUCUCAAGCUUGCCGGUGAGCGAGGUUGAUCCUGUGACGGGCAAAACCAACACGGUGGUAAGCGGAGCGGACGGAUCCAGGGUUAUUGUCCGGGACUUUGGAAAAUGGACCGGCGUGACCCCGAUGCGGGCUUUGGAAGAGGCCUGCCGCUCAAGGGACUCCUCUGUGAGGAUAUCAUAUCAUCUCCUGUCUGAUGUCGCUUUCGCGAACAGGCACGCCGUCAACAUCAUAUGGUCGAAGCCGCAGGAGAUUCCCGUUGCCCCUGAGUUUUCUGAGCUCGAAGUGUUUACCUCGCCGACUCAAUUUGUCUACAAGAUGGUUGCCAUUGCCACGCCCGACGCGAAGCAGUCUGAGGCCUACAUCGCCACGACCGCUCUCUUUUGCAUCUUCGGGUUCUCGGCCAAGGAGGAGAAAGUGUCACUCAGGCUACCCCCAACCUGGAAGGACCUAUGGUCCGAGUUUGCAGAGGCCAGGAAGAACAAGGCCGACGAGCAGGACCGCAACAUUUUGAGGCAUCUCCGAGACCUUGUGCGCAAGAGGGUCGAGCAGGAGUUGGAAGAUGGAGUGCUCCUGCAGGGCUUUAAGGGACGGGGCCAGGCUAAGAACCAUACGGACUCGGACCAAUCCGACCAAGAGCGCGCGAAGCGCCAACCAUACGACCCCCAAUACUACCAAAAUAUCUGGCUGCAGAAGAGCAGCUCGCCCAAGUAUCAGCAAAUGCUGGCACCACGUAUGCAGCUUCCCAUGUGGCAGUUCCGGCAACAGGUCGUGGAUAUCGUCGACAGGGAGCAGGUGGUUAUCAUCUGUGGCGAGACAGGAUGCGGCAAGAGUACCCAGGUGCCCUCAUUCUUGCUUGAACACCAGCUGCUCCAGGGCAAACCGUGCAAGAUUUACUGUACAGAACCGAGGCGUAUCUCUGCCAUAUCGCUGGCGCGCCGUGUGAGCGAGGAGCUUGGAGAGGGCAAGGCAGACCUUGGCACGAGUCGUUCACUGGUCGGCUACUCGAUCCGCCUCGAAUCGAACACGACGCGGGAAACCCGACUGGUCUACGCCACGACCGGAAUCGUCAUGCGCAUGUUAGAAGGAUCCAACGACCUCGAUGAGAUAACCCAUCUGGUGCUUGACGAGGUUCACGAGCGGUCCAUCGACAGCGAUUUCCUUCUCAUUGUGCUGAAAAAGUUACUCCUGCGGAGGAAGGACUUGAAGGUCGUGCUUAUGUCGGCCACAGUCGACGCUGAGCGCUUCUCCAAAUACCUUGGCGGCGCUCCCGUCCUGACUGUCCCGGGACGGACUUUCCCUGUCCGCGUCGCAUACCUUGAGGAUGCCAUCGAGCUGACAGGCUACACGGUCGACCAGCGCAACCAAGAGAAGCUGACCGAGCUAGAUGACGAUAUCGAGCCGGAGGUUGACACGACGUCCAAGCCCGAACUGCUCAAGGAACUAAGACAGUAUUCCGCACGGACCCGAAACACGCUCGCUCAGAUGGACCAGUACCGGAUCGAAUAUGACCUGAUCGUCCAGCUUAUUUCGAAAAUUGCCGUGGACCCCGACUAUGUUUCCUACAGCAAAGCUAUCCUGGUAUUUUUGCCUGGUAUUGCCGAGAUUCGGACGCUCAACGACAUGCUGCUCGGGGAUCGAUUCUUCGCCGAUAGCUGGCUCGUGUAUCCGAUGCAUUCGUCCAUCGCCAGCGAGGAGCAGGAAGCAGCUUUCCUCAUCCCGCCGCCUGGCAUGCGCAAGAUCGUGCUGGCCACCAACAUUGCCGAAACCGGUAUCACCAUUCCGGAUGUGACGUGCGUCAUCGACACGGGCAAGCAUCGCGAGAUGAGGUUCGAUGAGCGGCGGCAGUUGUCGCGCCUCAUUGACUCGUUCAUCUCCCGCGCCAACGCGAAGCAGCGCCGCGGUCGUGCUGGCCGUGUCCAAGAGGGCCUUUGCUUCCACCUCUUCACCAAGUACAGGCACGACAACGCCAUGAACGACCAGCAGACGCCGGAGAUGCUCCGGCUUUCCCUGCAAGACCUGGCCAUCCGGGUCAAGAUCUGCAAGAUUGGCGGCAUUGAAGAGACACUGACCCAGGCGCUGGACCCGCCAUCCCAAAAGAAUAUUCGCCGAGCCAUCGACGCUCUUGUGGAUGUCCGCGCCUUGACGGCCACGACUGAGGAACUGACACCGCUUGGUCUCCAGCUCGCUCGGCUGCCACUCGACGUCUUUCUUGGCAAGCUCAUCCUGCUUGGCGCUGUCUUCAAGUGCCUGGACAUGGCCAUUACCGUGGCCGCUAUUCUCUCGUCCAAGUCACCCUUCGUUGCCCCCUUCGGCCAGCGGAGCCAAGCCGAUUCGGUCCGGCGGGGCUUCCGCAAGGGCGACUCGGAUCUCCUGACGGUUUACAAUGCCUACAACGCCUGGAAGCGCGUGUGUCAAUCUGCUUCCGGCGGCGGCGCCGAGUUCCAGUUCUGCCGCAAGAAUUUCCUCUCCCCUCAAACCCUCGCCAACAUCGAAGACCUCAAGGGUCAGCUACUCGUCGCAGUAGCCGACUCGGGGUUCCUGCAGCUCACGGCGGACGAGCGGCAGGCCCUCAACAAGCUCCGUUUUGGAGGUCCACGGCGCCGCCACCAGGCCUUUUUUGACGUGCCCAAGCGCGUCAACACUAACAGCGGCAACGAAGUCGUGGCGCAAUCGGUCAUUGCCUGGAGCUUCUACCCCAAACUCCUCGUCCGCGACCCGGGAAGCAAGGGCCUGCGAAACAUCGGCAACAACCAGUCCAUCAGCCUGCACCCCAGCAGCGUGAACAAGGGGUACAAUGAACUGCGCUGGCUGAGCUAUUACCACAUCAUGCAAUCCAAGGCGUUCUACAACGCGCACGAGACCACCGCGACGGACCCCUUCGCGAUCACCCUCCUCUGCGGCGACGUGCGUGCAGACAUGUACUCGGGCGUGUUUGUGCUGGACGGCAACCGCGCGCGGUUUGCCGUGCCCGACUGGAAGACGAUGCUUGUCGUGAAAGUAUUGCGGGCCCGGCUCCGCGAGAUGCUCGCACGCCGCUUCAGGAACCCCGGGAAGCUGCCGACUGCGCAGCAUGAGCGCUGGCUCGAGGUCUGGCAGCGCGUGUUUGGCAUGAUGGAGGAGAAUAGGUUGAGGGGGGCUGCUGCUGCUGCGGGUGCGGGUGGGGAGCGUUAG
Parathielavia appendiculata is the source of this 4449-nucleotide messenger RNA. Its product is annotated as P-loop containing nucleoside triphosphate hydrolase protein. The transcript has 4 exons. Bases 1 to 4449 code for a protein of 1482 amino acids. NCBI's taxonomy places the organism in Eukaryota, Fungi, Ascomycota, Sordariomycetes, Sordariales, Chaetomiaceae. Gene Ontology annotation, cellular component: intracellular anatomical structure. Gene Ontology annotation, molecular function: helicase activity; ATP binding; RNA binding. The record is from RefSeq and is a predicted model, not a curated record.